AGAAGUGGAGACAAAGAAUCAGGAACGUUUGAAUGAGAUGUCAGCUAUGAUAAGUGAGCUACGCUCUGCAAAUUCAAUGAAGGAUGAGAAAAUUAGGUCACUGCUUGAACUCCUGAAUGCUGUACUUGACAAAGAUGUAUCAGGAAAUGGGCACCAAAUGAACCCAACAACGUCCUUCAGUUCGAUAAGCAGGACAUUCAGGGGUCACCGAAGGACCCCAAGCUUUUCACCUGGUCAUCAAAGGAAACAAAGUGUUUCCUCCAUUUCCAGAAUAAUUCUCGAAUCCCCUAAGGAAGAUGAUGCAUUGUAUGAUACCGUUACAGAUCAAGAAAGCCUAAUUUUGGAGGACAUCAAAUUGAUCGAUGUUGUCAAGAUGGAGAAUGCCUCGCCGCUUGAAGAGAAGUUCAGACAAGACAUUGAUGCACUUCUGGAGGAGAACUUAGAAUUCUGGAUGAAGUUCAGCACAUCAUUCCAACAGAUCCAAGGGUUUCAGACCAAGUACGAGCAACUACAACCUGAGAUUGGGAAGCUAACAAACAAGGACAAGCUCAAGACAAAUAAUGGCCGUGCGGAUGAUCCAUCAGCAAAGGGUGACUCAAAUGCCAUAGAAAAACGGCUAAGAGAACUCAAGAUAGAACUACAAGUAUGGUUGGAACAGAAUGCCAUGCUCAAAGGGGAGCUCCAGUAUAGGUUCGCUUCCCUCUGCAGCAUACAAGAGGAAAUUGAAGCAACCAUGGAGAUGGGUGCAGACCCUGAGGAAGGAGCUCAUUUCACUUCAUAUCAAGCUGCAAAAUUCCAAGGGGAGGUUAUGAACAUGAAACAGGAGAACAACAAGGUUGCUGAUGAACUGCAAUCUGGUCUGGAUCAUAUAAAAGGGCUCCAAGCAGAAAUUGAAAAGGUCAUUGAAAAGAUAGUCGAGAGAACUAGCUUAUCGGAGGCCAAAGGAAGCAGCACCUGGAAAAAUGCACCCUCUAGAACAAGAGUGCCACUCCGGCUAUUCCUCUUUCCAGCCAAGAAAAAGAAGCCGUCACUAUUGGCAUGUGUAAACCCGGCUCUUCAGAAACAGCAUAGUGACAUGGUAUUCUUCACUAAAUGAAUUAGGCCUUCUGGAUGUAACCAGAUUCGUCAUCGAGCUAAUUAGGUGCAUAGCAGGUCAGAAAACAAGACUUAAAAAUGAUCAAAUGAUGACAUGUUGUAGCCAAAUGCCAUAGACGGCUCCGUUCACAUUGUUAGUGUUUACUAAACACAUGCCUGUAUUCCAUGGGGAUUACUAUAAGAUGUACUUUAAGGUGUAUUUAAGUACAUUUUUGACAAGAAAGUAUAUUUGUCAGUAGAACA
Messenger RNA from Oryza sativa Japonica Group (Japanese rice), 1338 nucleotides. Its product is annotated as protein NETWORKED 2D. Gene Ontology annotation, molecular function: actin binding. Lineage: Eukaryota; Viridiplantae; Streptophyta; Magnoliopsida; Poales; Poaceae. The record is from RefSeq and is a predicted model, not a curated record.